Molecule: messenger RNA, 1005 nt
Organism: Nerophis lumbriciformis (worm pipefish)
Lineage: Eukaryota; Metazoa; Chordata; Actinopteri; Syngnathiformes; Syngnathidae
Source: RefSeq, a predicted model, not a curated record
AUGAAUGACUCCGACACUUCCUACGACUACGACUAUGACGACGAAGCAUGCGAAAAAGGAGAGGUGGUCAAAUUUGGCUCCAUAGCAGUUCCUGCUUUCUUCUCAUUUGUAAUUACUCUAAGCCUCGUCGGAAACCUACUUGUCCUCGUCAUCCUGGCUUUGUACGAGAACCUCAAGUCCCUCACCAACAUUCUCAUCCUCAAUCUGGCCGUGUCAGACUUGGUCUUCACCAGUGGUCUUCCUUUUUGGGCUAUCUACCACAUGUGGGGAUGGUUGUUCCACAAGGCACUCUGCAAAAUCGUUACUUUUGUCUUCUUCAUCGGGUUUUACAGCAGCGUCCUUUUCCUGACUGUCAUGACCGUCUACAGGUACUUGACGGUCGUCCACCCGCUGCGUGACCUGAAAACACGAAACGUAACCAAGGGGAUUCUGGUGUCUGUCUUUCUGUGGAUCAUCAGCGUCGGAGCAGCCGUGCCCUCGUUGAUCUUCAGUAACAUCGUUUCUAUCCCCCACAAGGACGAACCCUCCCUAGGCUGCGAGUAUGAGGACGAACUGUGGGCAACUUUUGGUGUUUCCCAACAGAACGUCUUCUUUUUGGCCUCUUCUGUAGUCGUAGCUUUUUGCUACUGUAGAAUACUUGGUAGAAUCAGAAGAAGCAGAUCGCACACCAAGAGUCGGGCGGUAAAACUCAUCUUGUGCAUCGUGGUAGUCUUCUUUCUGGGUUGGGUGCCGUACAACGUGGUGAUCUUUCUGAGGCUUUUGGCUGACAAAUUGGUUCCACCUUUUGAGGAUUGUGAAGUUAGUAUCCGGCUUGAUUAUGCGUUUUAUGUGUGCCGGCUCAUUGCUUUUUCCCACUGCUGCCUCAACCCGGUGUUUUACGCACUAAUCGGCGUGAAGUUCAGAGCUCACUUAAAGAGAAUGUUCCAGAAAAUAUUCAGAGGGCCCGACCCUGUUCAGAUACAAGGAAGGAUGCAAAACGUUAUUUCACAGGGAUCAAUGUACUAG